Messenger RNA from Medioppia subpectinata, 837 nucleotides. NCBI's taxonomy places the organism in Eukaryota, Metazoa, Arthropoda, Arachnida, Sarcoptiformes, Oppiidae. The record is from the annotation of a GenBank genome assembly.
AUGGAUCUCCAAUUGAUUGCCUUAUUUGCCGAUUACUGGGCAUAUUUUGAUGCUAAAUCUGAUCUAGGAUUGCCAGAAGAGGUGGGACACUAUGGUCUGUGGGGUCUGUGCUCUGUUAAAGCCCCGGUAUAUCGCGACGAUUGCGACCCUUUGGACACAUUCUUCAAACCACCGCAUCAUAUGAUGAUUGCAGGCGCCGUCGCGUCCAUACAUACCAUCGUUUUGGGUCUAUUCCUCCCAUUCAUUGCCAUUAGAUUACAACAAAUCCGACGAAAUAAACCAAACUUUAUAAUCGAUACCAAAACUGUUAACAAACUUAAGCUUUUGUUAAUUACAUUUGCAGUGUUUUUAUCCACUUUAACACUGCUUUUGAUGACAAUACAGACAUCCGCUUCUCGGGAACAGUUAAUAUUCAAUAACUCUCCCGUAGAAAACUAUGACAUAAGAAACGGUUGGAGUUUUUGGCUGGAAGUGACUGUUCUUGUGGUGAAUGUGUUGAUCAUAGGGUUAUGUUUGGUGGAAAUGAAUCGGAUCAGGAAAUUAGAUGCGCUCGGAUUCACCGCUUUUAUCGCAAAUCCCGGUCCAGACAUAAUGUCUCACGACUUUAGUCCAAACUUUGAAAGUCUUUCAAACGAAUACACAAAUCAAAUCUCAAUUAUCAGCGAUCCGUCCACUGAUGGCUGGAAUCGAUGCAAUCAACACAACUGCCAACUCCUCAAUAAGACAUUCCCGAACCUCCCCUUCCAAUCCAUAGCAUUCAAUAAUCCGGCUUUUCUUCCAGAAAGUCCUGAUCUGAGAAGACAUAAACCAUUCAACAAUCACUUUGAAAUCAUUUAA